Messenger RNA from Grosmannia clavigera kw1407, 1305 nucleotides. RefSeq names its product ccr4-not core complex subunit. The transcript is spliced from 2 exons. Gene Ontology annotation, molecular function: poly(A)-specific ribonuclease activity; nucleic acid binding. The coding region runs from base 1 to 1305 and encodes 434 amino acids. The record is from RefSeq and is a predicted model, not a curated record. Lineage: Eukaryota; Fungi; Ascomycota; Sordariomycetes; Ophiostomatales; Ophiostomataceae. Gene Ontology annotation, cellular component: CCR4-NOT core complex; CCR4-NOT complex; P-body.
AUGCAGACCAAGGGCAGGAUACGGGAGGUGUGGAAGCACAAUUUGCACGAGGAGAUGGCGUCGUUGCGAGACCUGGUGGACAAGUAUCCGUAUAUUGCUAUGGACACCGAGUUUCCAGGCGUUGUGUCCCGCCCAAUGGGCAGUUUUCGGGGCAAGAGCGACUACCACUACCAAUGUCUGCGGACAAACGUGGAUCUGCUCAGGGUAAUUCAGAUUGGAAUCACGCUUUUCAACGAAGACGGCGAGACACCACCACCACGAACGGUGUCGGCAGACUCUGCAGUCGAGCUGAGUGGCCCCCUGGGGGCAGCCAUGGCCGGGCGACGGGCCGGGAUGCAGGCGGGUGCGCUGCCGUACUCGUGGCAGUUCAACUUCAAGUUUUCGCUUAAGGACGACAUGUAUAACCAGACAUCGAUCGACUCUCUGGUGCAGGCGGGCAUCGACUUUCCGGUGAUGGAGCGCGACGGCAUUGACCCGGUGGACUUUGCGGCGCUGCUGAUUCCGUCGGGUCUGGUAUGUUUUGAGAGUGUACACUGGAUCUCGUUCCACGGCGGCUACGACUUUGGGUACUUGACAAAAUUGCUACACUGCAAGCCACUACCGACCGAUGAGAUCGAGUUUGACCAGAUCAUGAAGCUCUACUUCCCGUCCACGUAUGAUGUCAAGCACCUUAUGAAGCAUGCCAUCCGGCUGCACAACUCAGGCCAGCUGAUGCCGGCGGAUCAGGCGUCGGCCGAGGUGCUGCAGAAGUUUGAGCACAAGUCCGGGCUCGAGAACAUUGCCGAUGCGUUAAAGGUGAAGCGUGUCGGCGCCGCCCACCAGGCUGGCUCUGACAGCUUGCUCACCGGCCGCGUCUUCUUUCAGAUGCGCGAAAAGAUCUUCCACGGCGAGAUCCCAGACGAGCAGGUUGGCAAAGUGUGGGGACUGAUGGUACCAGAUAUAGCGUCAGUUUCGGGUUUGGGUAGCACGCUCGGAUUCAGCACAGGAGGCGGUGUCGGCGGCCUUGGCAGUGGCAAUGUUGGUGGUACCGGCGCUGGCGUCGGCAAUAACCCUGGAAGUAACGGUGGUAAUGCGGCUGCGGCAGACACGGCCGGCGGCACCAACGGGGUCAGCGGAGCCUCCGCUACGACAGAUGAAACUCCGAACGGAAACGGCACGCCAAGCACGCCACAUACGACCACAGUUGGGCUAGUGAGCACGCCGGCUGCAGGCAGCCACAACACGAACAGCAUGGGCAUGGGGCCUAUGACCCCUGGCGGUGGAGGGGGUGUCUUUGGCAGCUUCGCUUUUGGAGGAAAUCGGUGA